This is a messenger RNA of Rhodamnia argentea, 2967 nucleotides long. RefSeq names its product disease resistance protein RPV1-like. The record is from RefSeq and is a predicted model, not a curated record. Lineage: Eukaryota; Viridiplantae; Streptophyta; Magnoliopsida; Myrtales; Myrtaceae. The transcript is spliced from 7 exons. Bases 160 to 2967 code for a protein of 935 amino acids. Gene Ontology annotation, molecular function: protein binding; ADP binding. Gene Ontology annotation, biological process: defense response; signal transduction.
AAGGCUGCAGGUGACUUCCAGCCGAACACAGCGGGAGUAAGCGAGCGAUCUCACUCUGUUGCUUUUUUGCCAAGUUGUCACAAGGAUCAGACUCAGAUUUCCCCAAGUCAUUGGGCGGACUCAAUUCAGAGAUCAAUCUCUCCAUCGUCCUCUCAGGCGAUGGAAGCUUCGACAAGCAGUAGCCAUGGUGGUAGAUCCGGGGCCUACGACGUGUUCCUCAGCUUCAGAGGACCUGACUCCCGCUUAACCAUAGCGGAUUCUCUCUACAAUGCCAUGGACCGCGCAGGGAUCCGUGUCUUCAAAGAUGACCAGGUGCUCCUAUUCGGUGAAAGGAUCGGAGGUGGCCUCUCACGUGGGAUCGACAACUCCAAAAUUUACAUCCCAAUUUUCUCCAAAGGCUACGCUUCGAGUAAGUCAUGCCUCCGUGAGCUCGCUCAAAUGGUGGCUUGCACGAGAAGAUCGGUGGACGGCGAGCGGAAAGCGAUCCUCCCUAUCUUCUUUGACGUGGAUGCGGAUGAUGUCAAGCUUAAGACCGAUUUAUAUCAGGAAGCCCUCCAAAACCACAAGAGCGACUCCCGGGAGGAUUUAGUAAAGCAGUGGGAGGAGGCUUUAAGAGAGGUUGGCAGAAUUAUGGGAAAGAAUCUCAAAGAUCACGGCCUGCAUAAACUUACGGAGCUCAUGGUGGAAGAGGUUUCUAGUUUGUUACAGACAAGACUGCCGGACGUGCCUGAUCAUUUGGUGGGAAUCAAGGAUCGGAUGGAUGAGAUUAUGAAGUGGUUAGAUCUAGGAGCUGUUGAUGUACGGUAUAUCGUGAUUCAUGGUAUGGGUGGCAUCGGAAAGACGACACUGGCCGAGGCUAUCUUCAGGCAAAUCUCCCCUAAAUUUCAGGAUGGUUGCUGCUUUCUUAAAGAUGUUCGGACGAAUGAUAUAUUAGACUUACAAAAGAAAUUGUUAUCCGACAUUCUCGAUCUUAGAUGCACACAUCUCUCCGAUGCUCAAGUGGAUGACAUGAUCAAGACGAGAUUUCGUCGCAAGAAAGUCUUGAUUGUUCUUGAUGACAUUGACAAGCCGAACGAAAUCAAGAAACUUGCAGACGAGCCCAACUGGUUUGGUGGAGGAAGUAGAAUUGUCGUAACGACGAGGAAUAUUGACUUCUUGAAAGCUGAAUGUGACGAUGACAGCAUACUAGAGUCACAUCAUGGAAAUUUCUCAUUCUACGAAAUGGUGGAGAUGAAUCAUGAUGAUGCUCUUCAACUUUUCUGUGAGCGUGCCUUUGGUCAUGCCAAGCCGCCACCUGAUUUCGUGGAUAUCUCAGAAAAGCUAGUCAAUGCACUUGGAAGGCUUCCAUUGGCUCUCGAUGUCAUAGGUUCCACACUUCGUGGGAAAACCCGAAGUAGAUGGGAUCAUGUUCUACAGAAGUUAAAGCAGGUGUUAAACGAGGAUGUCAAGAAGAAGUUGAUCAUAAGUUACGAGGCAUUGGACCCUCCUCAACAACAAAUUUAUCUUGAUAUUGCAUGUUUCUUCAUCAAUCAAGAGAAAAUAACUGCAAUUAAAUAUUGGGAUGCAUUUUUUGGGUAUUCCACCGAAACCGAAAUCAAGAUCCUCAUACGUAUGUCUUUGAUAAAGGUCAUCGAAAAUGAUAAACUAUGGAUGCACGACCUACUUAGAGAUCUCGGAAGGGAUAUCGUCCACUCCAAAAGGGGCGAACUCCAACAAAGGGGUAGUAGAUUGUGGUCUCCCGAGGAUGCCUUCCGUGCAGUGCAGAGAAAAGAGGGGAAUGAAAACACAGUGGCGCUCAAUCUUGGCACACCUGAAUCUCAUGCGGCGCACAUAUUUAAACCCGAGGAAUUUGAGAGGAUGGUCAACCUUAGGUUCCUUCAAUUGGACGGCGGAAACUUCGAAGGAGACUUUAAAAAUAUUUUCUCAGAGUUAAGAUGGCUCUCUUGGAGCAAUUGCCCUUUGGAAUUUCAAGCUACAAACUUUGGGUUGGAGAACCUAGUGAUUCUCAGGCUUUCUAGGAGUAACAUCACUGAAGACUGGGGAGGAUGGUGUCAAAUGAUGGUAUCAGAACAGUUGAAAGUCCUCCAACUCGAGUAUUGUCCAUCCCUUACAAAGACACCUGAGUUAUCUGCAAUCUCGCGACUGGAGAGAUUGAUUCUUAGAUGCCGUCAACUAAGAAGGAUUGAUGAGUCCAUCGGCAAUCUAAAAUCUUUGACGGAGCUAAGAAUAGAUUCUCAGAGACUCACAAUAUUGCCUCACUCGAUUGGUAAUUUGGUGAAGCUGAAGCAUCUAAUCUUGAAAUGCCGAAAACUUCGAAAGCUUCCCGACUCUAUUGGACAAUUGGAAUCACUACUUAAGCUGGAUGUCAAUGAUACGAGCAUUAGUGAAUUACCCAAUUCCAUCGGAAACCUAGAAAGUUUGAGAAUUUUUAAGCUCCCACGUCACAAUUUAGAAAAGCUACCAGACUCGAUUGGGGAGCUCCGAUCAUUGGUCGAGUUGGGUAUGGCGAAUUCAAAAAUCAGGAUAUUACCUGAUUGUAUUGGAAAUCUGAAAAAGUUGAAGACACUACGUCUGAGUGGGAGCCGCAUAAGGGAACUUCCGAAAACCAUAGGAAAGUUGGAAAAUCUGGUAGAGUUGUACGCCGAUUUUGCUCUGGAGAGGGAAAUUCCAAGUGAGAUUGGGGCACUAUCCUCGUUGGAAAUUCUAUACUUACAGGGUAGCAGAUUUAGUGGAUUGCCGGCAACCAUCAAUCAACUUACAAAUCUCGACGAACUUGUUUUAGUGGAGUGUUGUUCAAUUCAACAGCUGCCGGAACUUCCUCAGAGUCUAACGGAGUUGUGCAUUUCAUCAAACUCGCUGACCACAUUCCCCGACUUCUCAAACCUAACCAAUUUGGUUGAUCUCUCUAUAGAGGGAACACCAGUUCAAGAACCCAACAACAUAGACUGCUACAAGAACUCUCAAUAA